Elgaria multicarinata webbii is the source of this 6074-nucleotide messenger RNA. It is a transcript of the gene ABI3BP, whose product is annotated as ABI family member 3 binding protein. Gene Ontology annotation, biological process: positive regulation of cell-substrate adhesion; extracellular matrix organization. Lineage: Eukaryota; Metazoa; Chordata; Lepidosauria; Squamata; Anguidae. The transcript has 52 exons. Bases 1 to 4401 code for a protein of 1466 amino acids. The record is from RefSeq and is a predicted model, not a curated record. Gene Ontology annotation, molecular function: protein binding.
AUGCCUGAAUUGGAACCAAAUGCCUUAUAUGGUUUCGUUAGAAAACUUUCUAAUGACUAUGUGUUUAAGAGACAAAGCCUGAGAGUUCAGAUCAAUGCAACUGGUGAUGCAGUGUGCAUGAGAUAUAUUCGACCGAGUCCAAGCACCAAACUGGAAGGCUUCAUCUUGGGGUACGGCAGCAGCUCCUUCUCUAACCAGUAUAUUUCUCUGCCAUCAGAUGGAAAAUCGUACAUAACUGAAGUUGAUGCAGAGCCAAGAUACUUGAUUGCUGUGAGGCCAGCACCUGCUGCAAAUUACAAGAAACCCUGCUCAGGUAAAACGAACAAACCAAAGCCCCUUCAACUGGUAAUAGGCACUUUAACUCCAACUUCUGCCUUCUUGUCGUGGGGUAUCUUAGUCAACCCAAAGCAUGACUGGACAACAAUGAAUAACUGUGCAAAUGGCAGAUUUUAUACAGUUCGCUACAGAGAAAAGGAAAAGGAUAAGAAGUGGGUUCUUCAGCUUUGCCCAACUACAGAAACCGUGGUGGACAACCUGAAACCUAACACAGUUUACGAAUUUGGAGUGAAAGACAAUACAGAUAACGGGAUCUGGAGCAAGAAUUUCAAUCACAAGAUGGCUGUGUCUAUAGGUAAAAUAAAAGAAAAUGGACAACUCCAGAACAACAGAGUACCACAGUUUAUACCAGGAGACUCAAAAGUUCGAAUUCCAAUCACAGUAAUCAAACAAGUACUCCAAAAUGUCACACAUCUGACACAGUCUAAAAUUGCAGAUAAGUCUCCUUUAGCAGGACCAAUACAAGUGCACGUUAUCAUUCCAGAAAGUGGAAUUCCACAGAAACUGCCUCCUCCCUUGACGCUGGAUAUAUCUGAAAAGGCAAAGAAAACAUUGGCUAAGAAUGAAUCUCAAGAAUGGCCUUCAGAAUCCAAGACAGCAGAACUACAAGAAAUUUCUCCACAAUCCCAGCCCGCUAUGACUGAACUAGAAUGGGAAAGCAGUAAACCUACAAUUCCCAGUAUCUCAGAAGAAACAAAGAGUAUUCCAGCUCACACUGAGAGCGAACUGAAGACUUCAAUACCUAGUAUAACUCCUAUGGCUGAAUUGCCACUUGACACACUGGCUCCACGCAAGUUUCCAGAAUUUCCUAUAACUAAAACACCACCUCCACUCCAAAUGCCCACAGAAACAUUGGCUUCAAGUGAAAUGCAACCAGUUCCCUCAGAACCCCAAACGCCUGCUCCAAAACACACACAGACAAAGCCAGUUUACAGCAAAACACAACCUGCUCUUUCAAGCACCACAACAUAUGAUGAGAUUGACAUAUCAGACGUCAAACCAGCAGUAACAAAUGAACCCACUCUGGAAUUUCUCACACCUAAAACAUCUAAACCUCUUGACCAGCCAAGGGCAACACUGGCCCCUAAUCUACCACCUUUGAAGCAGGAUACACCUAAAACAUCUAGGAUUACUGAACAAUUAAAAUCUACUCCAGCUCCUCCGGAAACAAAAUUUGUUCCUUCUACACCCAAACCUUUUGCCCGUCCCAAAAUACCAGAAACAAAACAUGCAGAAAAAGAACCUCAAUGGGAAACCACCACUGCUAACAUUUAUAAAACCCCUGAACUGCCAAGAACAACACUGGCUCCCAGUAAAACAAAAAUCCCUGUUUCCAAGCCCCAAAUCCUUCCCCAUCUGGAAGAGCCAAAGAUUGUACCGGCAGUUACCAGCAAAUUGAUUCCAGUUCCAGCCACAACUAAGAUUUCCCACAGUAUUGGACAUCCAGUGGCAACAAUGGCUUCUUAUGAACCAAGCUCUGUUCCUUCUAAAUCUAAAGAAUCCAGCUAUACCAUGCCAGAAGUGCCAGAUAGCAAACCUGUCUUGGACCCUAUUACAUUUAGCAAUGAACUUCCAACAGUAGCUCCAGAAACCAAACAUCAUGUUCCCAGCCCUAAAACAACAAUUAGCCCUCAUGUGGUACAUACCAAACCUGUCCUGAAUAUUAUUGCACUUAGAACUGAGCCACCAAAGACAGAAAUGGAAGAGAAAGACCCUGUGCCUUUGAGACCUAAAACUCAGCUCGAUCCUGACGUGCCACAGACCAAGCCUGAAGAGAAAGACGCCGUGCCUUCAAAACCAAAAACUCAGCUCAGGCCUGAUGCGCCACAGACCAAGCCUGAAGAGAAAGACCUUGUGCCUUCAAGCCCUAAAACUCGGCUCAGCCCUGAUGUGCCACAGACCAAGCCUGAAGAGAAAGACCCCGUGCCUUUGAAACCUAAAACUCAGCUCAGCCCUGAUGCGCUACAGACCAAGCCUGAAGAGAAAGAUCCUGUGCCUUCCAAACCUAAAACUCGGGUCAGGCCUGAUCUGCCACAGACCAAGCCUGUCAUGGAAGCAGUUACUUUUCGAACUGAACAACCAAAAUCAACAAUAGCUCCUAAAGAAACACAUAGAGGUUCUGCCAGACCAAAAACAUCUCCCAGCCCAGGUAUAACAUCAACAAAACCCAGUCCAAAAGGCAGCCGCCGUGAUCCAUCAAAACCUAAAACAUCACCAAGCCCAAAAGUACCUAAAACCAAACCAGCAGAAAUUAUUCCAUUAUCUCAAGAUCCUAUCAGUACCAUGAUACCUCAUGCUCCUGACAAGGCAAAGGCAACGCUUGCUUCAACAGUGGAACAGUUCAUUCCUAAUAAAUCAAAACCAUCCACCAGGCCAAGAAUGCUAGAGACCAAACCUGCAGUACAUCAAACAACCUCACAACCAUUUAUAAUCAAACCUACUGUUUCCUUCGAACGACCAAAGUUAACUAUGGCUCCAAAAGGAACACGGUUUGUACCUUCUAAACCCAAAACAUCUGGCAAACCGGAAGUACCCCAGACUAAACCUGCACCAACUGCAACAUACCUAGGAUCAAUUAACCUUCACAUCCAUGUUCUCAAUGAUCCCAAAGAUACUUUGGCUUCAUUCAAGCCCCACAGCAGUGUAACAACUGAAAGUCCACAUUUGAAAACUGCACCACAUAAAGUGUAUCACACUACUGCAAAGCCUAAGACCACUGAUAAGUCACAGGCCAGGCCUGUUGUAAUUAAAACAACACCCACCCCUGGUAGAACAAGAAUGCCUGGAGGAUUAACCGGCGGUAAAGUAUCAAGAGUUGACAAAUUAACAGACCAGGAUGCUACCCGGGUUCUUAGUACAAGCUCUAGUACAAGCUCCAACCCAUCAAUGGAUUCCACAAUGGCAAGAAAAAAACCAGAACCUGUAGCUACACCACCUGACUCUCCACGACCUCCCUUAGCUCCUGCCAAGCCUACACCAAUGCGAAGAAAACCUUUGCCACCAAACACUGUGACUGGUAAACCGGGACGUCCAGGAAAUGUCGUGAUGCCACGAGCCCCUUUUAUUUCCCCAACAUCUUCAGCAGCAAAGCCUACAGGGCCAACUUCUCUUGCCAAAACAAGCUCACCAAAAAAGCCACCUACGGCAGCUUCUUCUCCAGAUUACAGUAAUCCAAUGUUCAGCUCACUUCCUACAACAGAGACUGAUGUUGCAGGCACACCAAGGUAUACAGGUGACCAUGUGAAGUACAUUAAAAAAGGAGAAGAUGUACCAUGUUCCAUCACAGAUACUCUCCAGCACUUUCCAACAGAGGAGGGGGAGGGCUUGGAUAGAGCCACUAGCCCUCCACAGAAGCCGCCUACCAACCUUACUGUGGUGACCGUUGAGGGCUGUCCGUCCUUUGUCAUAAUAGAUUGGGAAAAACCGCAGAACGAGACUGUUACAGAGUAUAAAGUUGUAUCAACUGAAAAUGGUGGCCCUGUUGGAAAGGACAAGUCCAUUAUAACUACAAAUCAAACGCAUUCUACAGUGGAAAACCUGAAACCUAACACAAGUUAUGAAUUUGUUGUGAUACCAAGCAACCCCCUCGGUGAAGGUCCAAGUAGUGACUCAAAGCCAUUUAAAACUGAAUCAGCGGACCCAAGAGUGACUGAGCCAAUUCCAAUGGGAAAAGAUGCAAUUUGGACUGAAAUCAAAUUUAAUUCCGAUACCUAUUCCGAAUGCAAGGGGAGGCAGUACGUCAAGAGGACCUGGUACAAGAAGUUUGUCGGUGUACAAUUGUGCAACUCUCUCCGAUACAAAAUUUACCUCAGUGAUUCACUUACAGGUACAUUUUAUAAUAUAGGAGACCAGAGAGGACACGGAGAAGAUCAUUGUCAAUUUGUGGAUUCGUAUUUAGAUGGAAAGACCGGGCAACAGCUUCCAUCAGAUCAACUACCUAGCAAAGACGGCUUUUUUAGAGCUGUUCGACAGGAACCCGUCAGCUUUGGAAAAAUAGGGGCCGAGACACACACUAACUAUGUUCAUUGGUACGAAUGUGGGACCUCAAUACCUGGAAAAUGGUAGAACAAGAGAUGAACUGAAUACUGAAAGAUUGCAUCCAGCUACGACUAUCACAGACAAGCUCAGACAUGGAAAUAUGUCAUGGUAUUAUAGUUGUCAUGCAGAAAUCUAAUGACAAUACUGUUCAAUAGCAUUGGCUGCUUAAUUAUCGUUGUCCAGAUUUACGGAUAUGUUGCAGGAAGUUAGAACGUGUCAUAAAAUGAUGUCUUGGGAAGCUGGCUCCCUAUUAGUUUCUUCUGGUACCAUCUUCAUAUUUUAAAAGAUGUAGUUUAUUAUUAUUUAUCAUUGUUGUGACAUUUUGAGGCACUUUUACUGAAAAGAUAACAAAUAUGUAUUCUGAAUUUUAUUGAUGCAUACUGCCAAAGUUCACGUUCUGAUUUAUUUCCAAACACACUUAAAUUAUUCAGUCAGGUUAGCUCCUAAAUAACUUUUCUGCCACUUUAUAUGUCCAGUCUGAAAAUAUCCAGUUCUAUAACAAAUGGGGUUGUAAUUAACACUCUUGAUGAUGCUAGAUAGGUCUGCACUCAGAUAGUCUGCACCAAUUAAAACAUUGCAAAAAUAUGCCAUAGAACUGGGUGAGAGCGCAUACCUACAACCAUUGUGCCAUGCAGAUGUGUGGUAAAAUCUUUGUUAAUACUUUGCAGGAUAAUACAGGUAGCCAAGCUACCUUGGACUGAGAUCUCACCUGAGUAGUUUGUCUGUACGGAUUGUUAACUCUGCAUGCCCAACUGGACUUUGAGUUAUCAUGGCAAGAGCAGUUUACUAUGUGGCAAGUUGAGUUUUGCACACCAGGAGCUGGCUAUUAAAGGGAUUGUGCACACAUUUUCUUGUGGCAUUUACUUUUGGGGGUAAUCAGAAGACAGAGACUUUUGGAUCUCGACAGUGAAUUAAGCUGAACUCUGCUCAAAAGUUAAAAUGCAACCACUUCUAGGAAAAAUCUUUUGUUACAGCAAAGAAGAGCUAAAAUAUUAUAUGCACAAAAUUUAAAACCUGUAAUCAUUACCAUCAUAAUGGAUCAAAGCACAAUUCCACUUCUCAAAAUGUUGCGUGCGCUUGUAUGGAUAUCCAAGUACAAAGUACACAUGUACUAUGUCACUUAUGAAGGAUAUGUGACAAUUUUAAGGACAGCUUCUUCCUUAACAAUACAUGGACAGAAAGAUUCAAUCACUCUCUGCUUCCAGGGAAAGCUGCCUUCAAAACAUGCAUGCACCAUUCAUAAUUGAUACAGUAUACCUAAGAAACAGCCAAUAGACUGUUACAUCAAGAAAAAGUCAGGUUUAAAUGUACCCUUGACAAACUAGUAUGAUCAUGCAGUUUUAUCUGAGUUGAAUGUAGAUCAAUGCAGAUGUUAGUGAAAGUGUAUAGAGUAGAUUAUUGCCAAGUCAUAGAAAACCACCUACAUUUUAGUUGUAUUUAAACCGUGAUUAUGUUUUCUUUAUAUAAAACUGAAGAGUAAUGUGAUCUGCUUUGUAGAAUGGAAAAUAAAGGCUGUUUUUGAAAAUGUUUCCAUUCUUCCCCGCUACACAAAGUGCUGUAUUUGUAUUGCUUAAACAUUUAAACAUUAUAUAUAAAGAGAUGUAGGUUUUUAAUUAUUCAAUGUAUUAAAAUAUAAAAAAAGGACAAGGAAUAGUGGAUUGGUUGUUUAUAAAAAAUUGUUUAAGUACAUUGCAGGUACA